UGAAAGAAGGAUUGAUGGGCGAAACAAUUCUUUCUAGCACCUCUGACCCCACAUGGCCUCAUUUUGGAUCCGAGAACAACAAGCCUCUGGUCUGUAUUAUUGCUGGAAUGGCCGGUACUGGAAAGACGACCUUUAUGCGAGCCAUUUAUUCGUACACUUCUCUUCAUAAAAUUCCUUCUUACAUGAUCAACUUGGAUCCUGCCGUCUCGAAGCUCCCCUUUUCAGCUAAUAUUGACAUCCGGGAUUCUGUGAAUUACAAAGAGGUUAUGAAAAAAUAUCAGCUCGGCCCCAAUGGCGGUAUUAUGGUCAGCCUAAAUUUUUUUUCAACUCGAUUUGACCAAGUUAUGUCGUUCAUAGAAAAGAGAGCGCCUGAUCUAAAGUAUAUUUUUAUAGACACUCCAGGUCAAAUUGAAGUGUUCAAUUGGAGCGCUAGUGGAACCAUCAUCAUGGAGACUCUGGCAAGUACCUUUCCAACUAUGUUCAUUUAUGUGGCAGACACUCCUCGAUGCGCUAAUCCAACCACAUUUAUGAGCAACAUGCUAUAUGCGUGUAGCAUUUUAUAUAAGACUAGACUACCGUUACUGCUGACAUUCAAUAAACUGGAUGUGAUUAGCCACGAAUUCUGCCUAGAAUGGAUGCAAAACUCAGAGUUGUUUUCUGAAGCCAUAAGUACACAAGGGACAUAUAUGAGCAACUUUACACAGUCCAUGAGCCUUACGCUUCAAGAGUUUUAUCGAAACUUAACGACAGUGGGCGUUUCUGCUGUUUCGGGGCUGGGCCUUGACGAAUUCUUUCAGGCAACUAAAGAAUGCGCGAAGCAGUAUGAAUCUGACUAUAAACCUGAGCUUUUGAAUCGGAAAGCACAAAUACUCCAACAACAAGAAUUUCUUGCUAAACAAGUAAGAUCAGUAAAAAAAAAACCUUCUAAUGCAAACAGUCAAGAUGCACCAACUUCUCAUGAAGACGACAACGCUGAAAAAGAGAAUUUAACCAGUGAAUCAACAGACUCGCUAAGUGAGCUUCUUGAGAAGCAAAAAAUUUGAUUGAUCCUAAUUGGGCCUCUCCCUGUACAAAAAGGUCCUCUUCGAGGAUUGCGAAUCUAUAAAUGUUCUGUGGUUUUUAA
Molecule: messenger RNA, 1123 nt
Organism: Schistocerca gregaria
Lineage: Eukaryota; Metazoa; Arthropoda; Insecta; Orthoptera; Acrididae
Product: GPN-loop GTPase 1-like
Exons: 3
Coding region: 15-1043 (342 amino acids)
Molecular function (GO): ATP hydrolysis activity; GTPase activity
Source: RefSeq, a predicted model, not a curated record